Messenger RNA from Capsaspora owczarzaki ATCC 30864, 1391 nucleotides. RefSeq names its product galactokinase 1. Gene Ontology annotation, cellular component: cytoplasm; cytosol. Lineage: Eukaryota; Filasterea; Ministeriida; Capsasporidae. Gene Ontology annotation, biological process: galactose metabolic process; carbohydrate phosphorylation. The transcript is spliced from 4 exons. The record is from RefSeq and is a predicted model, not a curated record. Bases 29 to 1237 code for a protein of 402 amino acids. Gene Ontology annotation, molecular function: ATP binding; galactokinase activity.
CUAACACACAACCAACAACAACAACAAAAUGCCUGCUCCAUCGACCGCCGAACUCGUUGCUCGCGCCAAAGCGCUCUUUGCUGCCAGCUUCCCCGGCGAGACGCCCACGAUUGCCGUCGCUGCGCCCGGUCGCAUCAACAUCAUUGGCGAGCACGUCGACUACUCUGGCGGCUUUGUCUUCCCAAUGGCCAUUGAGCGCGAGACCGUGAUCGUCGGUCAGCCGCUGGUUGGCGGAGCAUCCUCGCCGGUUGCCAUUGUUGCGACGGACUCGGACGCCGUCUCUGCCGACACUCGCAUUGUCGAGUUCAGUCUGACGGGCCUGGCGCGCGGCCAGCCAAAGUGGGCCAACUACGUCAAGGGCGUCAUUGCAAACUUUAACUUCCCGGCAGGCGCUCCAGUGUCCUUCCGCGCGGCAAUCUGCUCGUCCGUGCCGCUGGGCGCUGGGCUGUCCAGCUCGGCUGCGCUGGAGGUCGCGACAUACACCUUCCUCGAGGCCCUGACGAACAACGGCAAGGCGCGCGACGAGAGCACCUUUGUCGAGAAGGCCAAGGCCUGUCAGAAGGCCGAGCACGAUUUCGCCAACGUCCCGUGCGGCAUCAUGGACCAGUUCAUCUCGGCACUCGGCCACAAGGACCACGCCCUGCUCAUUGACUGCAAGGACAACACUGCGCGCCAAAUCCCGCUCACCAACCACAACGUGCAGAUCCUCGUCACCGACACCCAUGUCAAGCACUCCCUCGACGGCUCAGAGUACGCCACCCGUCGCGCACAGUGCGAGACUGCCCUGGCUGCCAUCCAGGCCCAGUUUGCAGGCGUCCCGUUCCUUGGCGUUGCCACCAUGGACCAGCUGAAUGCUGUCAAGGACAAGAUCGAUCCCGUCGUUUAUCGUCGCGCUCACCACGCCAUCGCUGAAUGCAAGCGCACUCUCGACGCUGCUGAUGCCUUCACUGCCAACAACUAUGAACUUGCUGGCAAGCUGAUGGUUGAGAGCCACAAUUCCCUUCGUGACGAUUAUGAGGUGAGCUGCCCCGAGUUGGACACGCUCGUCAAGCUCGCGAUGGAGUGCAAGGGCGUGUACGGCGCGCGCAUGACUGGCGGUGGCUUUGGCGGCUGCACGGUGACGCUGCUCGAAACGAGCGCUGUCGACUCGGUCAUUGCCCAUCUGAAGCAGGGUUACCCCAAGGCCGAAUCGUUCUCCACGGGUCCUGCUGCCGGCGCUCGUGUGGUUUCGCUGUAAAAAAAGAGAUGGGUCUGCAUUUGGCAGCUCACGAAACAGGCUGCACAUUCUUAUUGGGAGCAGUCGAAACGCGUUUGAUGCUGACGCUGGUCAAUAAAAAGGUCAUUACCAUGCUGGCAACACCACCGCCACCACCAACAAUAACAAAACAAGU